AUGGUGAAGGCAUGGCCGACGGCCGCCGUGGAAUCUGGCGGUGCAGGGGGGGUGUCCACGGAGGCGCCGCGCAGAAGCGAGCGGCUGCUGCAAGAAAUAGUGGGAGGUAGUGCAGACGAUGCUGAAGCAGAGUUUAGUUGUGCCGCCCUGUUUAAUUUGACAGCAGAAGAAAGGCUUCCAUACUUUAAGCGGUUGUACAAGAAGAGAGCUAAUAUGGCCUUAGCUUGGUACAACAAAAACAACCCAGAGGGUCUCUAUGAAUUUACGAGCGUGGUCCUGAAUGAUAUUUAUAAUUUCAUGGAUGGAGGACUUUGCUAUAUGCACAUGAAUUUCAAGGCUAGGAAUGUGACAACAAGGUCAGAGGAGCUCUUUUUCGCUGAAUUGGCUUUAAACAAGGAUGUUUUUGAUACCAAUAGUGGAUAUUCAGCCACUGCCUGCAGCAUUGUUGAUGGCAACUGUGUUGGUGGUAAGAAAGAUCUGCUGGGUGUUGAUGGUUUGCCAGUGGAGCGUUAUGAUGAAAAAAAUUGCUAUGCAUGUGCUGAGAAAAUAAAGCACCCCACAGGAGUGACCUACAGUGGAGGUCAUUACGUUGAGGACUAUUUCGCAGAUAAAAUGGACCGGAGGUAG
Messenger RNA from Sorghum bicolor (sorghum), 627 nucleotides. RefSeq lists its product as uncharacterized. The transcript has 5 exons. The record is from RefSeq and is a predicted model, not a curated record. The coding region runs from base 1 to 627 and encodes 208 amino acids. Lineage: Eukaryota; Viridiplantae; Streptophyta; Magnoliopsida; Poales; Poaceae.